GGACCGCAGAUGGGGGAAUCCCCCUUCUAGGAUGACCAGGCUGCAAUGGAUGUGGAGAGGUUAACAUGUGACAGUUAAAUAUAAACAUAGAGUAUAAUAGUCCAGGUCCAAGAUGUGAUGCCAUUAGGACAGUUGGGCAGCCACGGGUCUUGAGAUGAUCACUAUCCCUCUGCUGCAGCGCCUCCAAGUGGAUUUAUCAGCUGCUGGGAUUUAUAACGAGGCCGUGGUCUUCCUCGUGUUUACAUGAAGGUUGCAGAGAGCACCGCUGAUAAUCAUCAUUUCUUCUCUUUUUCACUGUUGAUGUGUUCUUUUCAUUUCUUUAAUGAAAUGAGCACAAUGCCUCAAAUGUAUUUAUUUAUUUAUUGACUUUCCACUGUGAUGGCGGUCACCCCUAUGGAAAAUUCAACAAUGUAGCUCACAAAAAUCACCACAGAUCACACCGGUGUAUUAGCUAAGAAAUGUUCCCUCUCACGUGUAUGACGUCACAUGUCGUUCCCGUAAAUUAAUGACUUUAUUCUCCAAAUCUGGAGGUUUUAGUGGCCAUCGUGGUACAUACAUAUAUACAUAUAUACCACUGGCUCACCACUACAGGUGGUUAAUAAUUCUCCUGGCAUUCAAUUAAGAAGCCUCUGUUGAAAAGUGGAGAAAAAUAAUUUUUGGCUUUUUUGGUUGUAAUGUUAUUCCCAGUUUCCCCUCAUGUACGGCGGCCGGGAAGGGUCGGCUGCAGUGCUUCCGGUCUUCCAUCGCCAGGGGGCGAUAGCGUUUCCUUGGCGAACAUCUUGGGGGCAGCGAGGACCGUCUUUGCCGACGCGUCCUUGUUGUGUGUGCGUCUAAAGCAGUAAUUGGAGAAAAAAUAACAUGUCGCCGUGUCCGUCCUCUCACCCAGGAGCGAGGAUAGCACCACGCCGUGGACGUUAAACUCUCCUUUCGUCCCCUCCAGCUCCCUCGGAGGGUUAGCAUACAAGCUUGCUAGCAGCUCCUCUCGGGCUAGCCGGCUCUUAGCGGCAGCUGCAUCCGCCCGGAGUGUCACUGCAGUCGGGCUCAGAUGAGGCAGCCCGCUGGGUAGAGCCAGGCUGCCGUCGGUGUGUGUCACCGCUUCUGGACCAGCUAACCCCCCCGAAAACAAAGACAGGACGGUUGAUAUGGAAUGGUGCAUGCCGCUGGGCCAAGUUUGAAUACAACCGGAAUCAUGGACGGUCAUCCACUGUGCACCAGACUUUGUCCACACACGCUGGACAAAGAAGACGGCGUGGAGAGACAAGGUCCAGUCACGCUCAACCCUCGCCACAUGAGGAAGGCUUUCAAAGUCAUGAACGAACUGCGCAGCCAGAGCCUGCUGUGCGAUGUGACGAUAGUGGCGGAGGACGUGGAGAUUGGCGCUCACAGAGUGGUCCUGGCCGCCGGGAGCCCUUACUUCCACGCCAUGUUCACGGGAGAGAUGGCGGAGAGCCGAGCCAAGCGAGUGAGGAUAAAGGAGAUGGACGGGUGGACGCUGGGGCUGCUGGUGGACUACAUCUACACGGCUGAGAUGCAGGUCACUGAGGACAACGUGCAGGCUCUGCUGCCGGCCGCGGGUCUCCUCCAGCUGAACGAGGUGAAGAAGGCGUGCUGCGACUUCCUGAGCUCUCAGCUCCACCCCUCCAACUGUCUGGGCAUACGAGCCUUCGCCGACCUGCACGCCUGCUCGCAGCUCCUCACGCAGGCCAACAGCUACGCAGAGCAACAUUUCACCGAGGUGGUGGGGAGCGAGGAGUUCCUCAAUCUGGGCAUGGAGCAGGUUUCCAGCCUCAUCUCCAGCGACAAACUCAGCAUUCCCACGGAGGAGAAGGUCUUUGAAUCCGUCAUCGCUUGGGUCAACCACGACAAAGAUGUCCGCCAGGAGCACCUGGCUCACCUGAUGGAGCAUGUGCGCCUGCCCCUCCUCUCCAGAGAAUACCUGGUGCAGCGGGUGGAGGAGGAGUCUCUGAUUAAGAACAGCAGCGCCUGCAAGGACUACCUGAUCGAGGCCAUGAAGUACCACCUGCUGCCCGCUGACCAGCGAGCACUGAUGAAGACGGCGCGUACGCGCAUGAGGACCCCCGCCUGCUGUCCCAAGGUGAUGGUGGUGGUCGGGGGGCAAGCCCCCAAGGCCAUCCGGAGUGUGGAGUGCUACGACUUUGAGGAGCAGAGGUGGUACCAGGUGGCCGAGCUCCCCACCAGGAGGUGCAGAGCAGGGGUGGUGUACGUGGGCGGUUGCGUCUACGCCGUCGGGGGCUUCAACGGUUCCCUGCGUGUGCGCACGGUCGACUGCUACGACCCCAUGAUGGACCGCUGGACCAGCGUGAGCAGCAUGCAGGACCGCCGGUCCACGCUGGGGGCCGCCGUGCUCAGCGGGCUGCUCUACGCCGUGGGGGGGUUUGACGGAAGCACAGGGCUGGCCACGGUGGAAGCGUACAACGCCAAGACGGACGAGUGGUUCCACGUGCUGCCCAUGAGUACGCGGCGUAGCAGCGUGGGAGUGGGCGUCGUGAACGGCAUCCUGUACGCGGUGGGAGGUUACGACGGCGCCACCAGGCAGUGUCUGAGCACGGUCGAGGCCUACAACCCGAAAAGCAACACGUGGAGCUACAUUGCCGAGAUGGGCACGCGACGCAGCGGCGCAGGCGUGGGCGUGCUGAAAGGCUUCCUCUACGCCGUGGGCGGCCACGAUGGCCCUCUGGUGAGGAAAAGCUGCGAAGUGUACGACCCGACCGCCAACAGCUGGCGGCAGGUGGCCGACAUGAACAUGUGUCGCCGCAAUGCGGGCGUGUGCGCCAUCAACAACCUGCUCUACGUGGUGGGCGGCGAUGACGGCAGCUGCAACCUGGCCUCGGUGGAGUUCUACAACCCCAACUCGGACAAAUGGACGCUGCUGCCCAGCUGCAUGAGCACGGGCCGCAGUUAUGCAGGUGUGACGGUGAUCGACAAGCCCUUAUGACUGCCGGCGACGUCUGCCACCGGUUAGAAGCUGAAACGCAUUCCGCCGAGUUCUGAUCUGGGAUCUGUGGUUGUCCAACGCCUCCGUUUGGGGCGCACGGGGCGCUGACGUGCCAGACGAUUGGAGGUGUUGCUAGUGAUGAUGACGACGGUGAAGGGUUUUUUUGCACUUACCGGGGCCGUCGGGGAGGUGGAGCCUGUGGUGUUUUAACCCGUCACGGGCGGAGCGGUGGUGUCGGCGAAUCACUACUGACAGGAAGCUGGUAAAACUGCAGUAACUAAACGUGAAUCGUGUUGACAACAGGAGGGGGCGGGACUAGCUGGUCUCAUCGCCACGGGGGUCACCGUGUUUUUGUGUGCUUGCCUUUCAAGGUUCCUCACUGCUUGCCAACGUGAGCCUGGUGUGUGUGCGUGUGUGUGUGUGUGCGUGUGUGUGUGUGCGUGUGUGUGUGUGUGCGUGUGCAUUCUGCAUGGAUGCAAUACAUGUGGCCUCUGACCUUUUGUGUUGUUUUUACGAGAGCGCCUGAAUGUGACAGGAUCCCCUGGCUGCUUCCUCCCACCCGUCUCUGAUGCCUUUAGCGGCACGAUGGGGCCGCCGGGCUGGAGGUCAGCCACACCGACCAAUUACAGAAGGCUUUAUGUGGUGUUUGGCACCCAAGCGUAUUUUCUCUGAGGGAGGAGAAGCCUUAACCAAGACGUUCCCAAACGCAUGCCAGCCUAUAGCGGGCUGGAGGAUGUAUCAGUGCUGUACUGUUAGCGGGCAGUCAUGUUUGCUCUGAACAUUAACACCGCAUGCUCCCCGAGCUCACCCCCUAUGAACUGACAUAUUAUGAAUGUGCCAUUCUCUUUAUUUCAGGAAAGUGACCAAACGUCGACACUUUUUACGUUGCCCUGCUUCAUGAUUGCUCUUUUUUGUUCUGUGGAAAACUUGCUGUCCUAGUGACUGGUGUUGCUGUGUUCUUCUUGUCGGUGUAUCGAGGAAUGUCCGUGUUGGCUAAUGACUUUGAAUAUGUUUCAUUACAUGUUUUAUAUAUCGUUAAUAAAUAUGAAUGAUAUGCUUCUUGUAUUUUAAAAAGCUGUGAAAUGACAAGACAAGUGAUCCGUUUUUAAAACUUUGCCAAAUCAGUAAACUAU
Messenger RNA from Doryrhamphus excisus (bluestripe pipefish), 4089 nucleotides. Lineage: Eukaryota; Metazoa; Chordata; Actinopteri; Syngnathiformes; Syngnathidae. The record is from RefSeq and is a predicted model, not a curated record.